UCUUGUCUUUAUAUAAUAAUACGAUUAGGGCGGCGCUUCUGCGCUACUGCAUCAUUUUUUUCGCGGGUUUAGUCGAUCACGUGGGCCUUUCGCGCCAAAUCUAGUUGCGGUGUUACAUAGUGAGGAGAGAGCAGCAGCAUGGCGGAUUCUUCAGAGUCACUUAAUAUUGCAACAAGUCCAAGGACAGGGUCUCGGCGUGAUGCCUUGACUUCCAGCCCUGGCCGUGACCUUCCACCUUUUGAAGAUGAAUCAGAGGGUAUCUUUGGAGAUGAGGUGCUUCCAGAGGAGGAAGAGGAUGGAGAGGAACUAAUAGGAGAUGCCAUGGAGAGGGAUUACCGCCAGAUAUCCGAGCUGGAUAGGUAUGAGGCAGAAGGGUUGGAUGAUGACGAUGCUGAAGAUCUGACUGCCAGCCAGCGGGAGGCAGCAGAGCAGGCAAUGAGAAUGCGAGACAGGGAGAUGGGACGCGAGCUUGGCCGUAUGAGAAGAGGACUACUCUAUGACAGUGACGAAGAGGAGGAAGAUAGGCCAGCCCGGAAGCGCAGGAUGGCUGAGCGUGCGGCUGAGGGGGCUCCUGAGGAAGAUGAAGAGAUGAUUGAGAGCAUUGAAAACCUUGAAGAUAUGAAGGGCCACUCUGUAAGAGAGUGGGUGUCCAUGGCAGCCACUCGGCUGGAGAUUUACCAUCGUUUCAAGAACUUCCUGAGAACUCAUGUUGAUGAGCAUGGGCAUAAUGUCUUCAAAGAGAAAAUCAGUGACAUGUGCAAAGAGAACAAGGAAAGCCUGGUGGUAAAUUAUGAAGAUCUUGCUGCUCGUGAACAUGUGUUGGCAUAUUUCUUGCCAGAAGCACCUGCUGAAAUGCUUAAGAUAUUCGACGAAGCUGCCAAAGAGGUAGUAUUGGUCAUGUACCCCAAGUAUGACCGAAUUGCUCGGGAGAUUCAUGUCCGCAUAUCUCAUCUUCCUCUGGUAGAAGAGCUGCGUUCUUUAAGGCAGCUGCACUUGAAUCAGCUGAUACGCACAAGCGGUGUGGUGACCUGUUGCACAGGAGUCCUGCCGCAGCUCAGUAUGGUGAAAUACAAUUGUAAUAAGUGUAAUUUCAUCCUUGGGCCUUUCUUCCAGUCGCAGAAUCAGGAAGUGAAGCCAGGCUCUUGUCCCGAGUGUCAGUCACUUGGACCCUUUGAAAUCAACAUGGAAGAGACUGUAUACCAAAAUUAUCAGCGCAUUACAAUUCAGGAGAGUCCAGGGAAAGUGGCAGCUGGCAGGUUGCCACGUUCAAAGGAUGCAAUCCUGCUUGCAGAUCUUGUUGAUAGCUGCAAACCAGGGGAUGAUAUUGAACUAACUGGAGUCUAUCACAAUAAUUAUGACGGAUCUCUCAACACUGCUAAUGGCUUCCCGGUGUUUGCAACCGUUAUCCUUGCCAAUCACAUCACUAAGAAAGAUGACAAAGUAGCAGUGGGGGAGCUGACAGAUGAGGAUGUCAAGGCAAUUGUAGCACUUUCCAAAGAUGAACGGAUUGGAGAACGAAUAUUUGCAAGCAUUGCUCCAUCUAUCUAUGGGCAUGAGGAUAUUAAGAGAGGGCUGGCACUUGCUUUAUUUGGUGGAGAGGCAAAAAACCCUGGAGGGAAACACAAAGUCCGUGGUGAUAUUAAUGUCCUUUUGUGUGGUGAUCCUGGAACUGCAAAAUCCCAGUUCCUGAAAUAUGUGGAAAAAGUAGCUAGUCGGGCAGUAUUCACCACGGGACAGGGUGCAUCUGCUGUGGGUCUGACAGCCUAUGUGCAGCGCCAUCCAGUUACUAAGGAAUGGACAUUGGAGGCUGGAGCUCUUGUUCUGGCAGACAGGGGCGUGUGCUUAAUUGAUGAGUUUGACAAGAUGAACGACCAGGACAGAACUAGUAUUCAUGAAGCCAUGGAACAGCAAAGUAUUUCCAUCUCCAAGGCUGGCAUUGUAACCUCUCUGCAGGCCCGAUGUACCGUUAUAGCUGCUGCAAACCCUAUUGGUGGCCGUUAUGACCCUUCAUUGACCUUUUCUGAGAAUGUUGAUCUGACGGAGCCCAUUGUGUCUCGGUUUGACGUUUUGUGUGUGGUUAGGGACACUGUGGAUGCUGUUCAGGAUGAGAUGUUGGCAAGGUUUGUUGUUGGCAGUCACAUUAAGCAUCACCCUAGUAUCAAGGAUAUUGCUAAUGGAGAUGCAGAGGAAUUUGCACUGCCUAAUACAUUUGGAGUAGAACCUUUGCCACAAGAGAUGCUGAAGAAAUAUAUUAUAUAUGCGAAGGAGAAGAUUCGGCCCAAGCUAAACCAGAUGGAUCAAGACAAAGUGGCCAAGAUGUACAGUGACCUUAGGAAGGAGUCUAUGGCUACUGGCAGCAUCCCAAUUACUGUUCGUCAUAUUGAAUCUAUGAUCCGCAUGGCUGAGGCUCAUGCCCGAAUUCAUCUGCGAGACUAUGUUGUGGAGGAUGAUGUAAACAUGGCCAUUAGGGUUAUGUUAGAGAGUUUCAUUGACACACAGAAAUUCAGUGUUAUGAGAAGCAUGAGAAAGACAUUUGCUCGUUACCUGGCAUUCAGAAGAGACAAUAAUGAACUUCUGCUCUUUGUACUAAAACAACUGGUCGCUGAACAAGUGACCUAUCAGAGGAAUCGUUAUGGUGCACAGCAGGAUACUAUAGAACUGGCAGAAAAAGAUUUAGUUGAUAAGGCUCGCCAGAUAAACAUCCACAACCUCUCGGCAUUUUACGACAGCGACUUGUUCAAGAUGAACAGAUUCACACAUGAUGUGAAGAAGAAAAUGAUUAUUCAGCAGUUCUGAACCUAGAAGGAUAGGUGGAAGGAAUCUCCUGCCUUUAGACUGUGCCAGCCUUCUUCUUAAUGAACUGACUUAAGCCAAGGGAUGUACAUAAAAACUGGCCAAAUUCCUGUCGCUUUUUCCUCUUCUUGUACCAGUAAAUGCCAUAUUUAUGGCAGCAACACUUAUCUGAGGAAUUUAAGUAAUGGAAAGGACAGAGCUGAAUUUUGUUCCUGUGCCUCUUUGCUUUUACAGGCUAGUCUGCAAUUAUUUCCUUGUUGCUGUGGUCACUUGAGUUUAUGGCUAAAUAGGGUUUCUCUGAGACUGUUACGAUUGCACAAUUUCAGUUGCAUAAUCUGUGCACAGAUUGUCACCUUCAGACGUCUAAUGUUUUUAGCAGAACUUUUCAGAAAACAAGGCAAUUUCAUUGUAUGGAAAUAUUUACACCAUAAGCCUCUGGAGCGGAAUGAUUAUGCCCCAAGUACUGUCCAUUGGUGAUUUUGUAUAUUAGUAUAUGUUUGAUUUCAAUGUAAGGUUUUGUUUUUUUUUUAACUAAGAUACAAGUUAUUUACUUGCUGAUGCAGCCAAGUGUUUAUUUAGAAAAUGUAAUCUUUUAAAAUUUUAAGUGGGCUUUAAUUACCCAUGCAAAUUUUGAAUUGACAUCACAUGGAAUUGAAUAGCUAUUAACUUCUGGAAAUAGACUUAACUAAAACCUUUUAUUACUCAGGAAACUUUUUUUUCCAAAUAUUUAAAUUAACUUUUAAUAUUCCACUUAUGUGACAUUUAAAAUCUUCAGUUGGCUUUAUUUCUGAAUUAGCCUUCCGAUGUUGCCAUUGAGAGUGGCUACCAAAAAUUAGAUUCGUUUUAAGGUG
This is a messenger RNA of Xenopus laevis (African clawed frog), 3644 nucleotides long. RefSeq names its product minichromosome maintenance complex component 2 S homeolog (gene mcm2.S). The transcript is spliced from 16 exons. Gene Ontology annotation, biological process: DNA replication; double-strand break repair via break-induced replication; mitotic DNA replication initiation. Lineage: Eukaryota; Metazoa; Chordata; Amphibia; Anura; Pipidae. Gene Ontology annotation, molecular function: DNA binding; single-stranded DNA binding; DNA helicase activity. Gene Ontology annotation, cellular component: chromosome; nuclear chromosome; MCM complex. The record is from RefSeq and is a predicted model, not a curated record. Bases 139 to 2796 code for a protein of 885 amino acids.